Molecule: messenger RNA, 1393 nt
Organism: Mytilinidion resinicola
Lineage: Eukaryota; Fungi; Ascomycota; Dothideomycetes; Mytilinidiales; Mytilinidiaceae
Product: GroES-like protein
Exons: 3
Coding region: 196-1260 (354 amino acids)
Biological process (GO): butanediol biosynthetic process
Cellular component (GO): cytoplasm
Molecular function (GO): (R,R)-butanediol dehydrogenase activity; zinc ion binding
Source: RefSeq, a predicted model, not a curated record
AUAGCAUCGGGCGAAGGGGCGGCCGCUCUCACGUAACGUCACUUGAUGCCCGGUCUGCGGAGUAGGUCGCGGCCAGCGGCGGCAGUGACGCAGCAUGUCUAGUCCGCUUCCUUUUAGUAUCUUCCAUACCAACCAACAUUCAAUCUUCACACCCCUCAAGCUUUGUAUUCUCCCCACAGUUGAUAUACGUGCAAAAUGAGAGCUGCAAGAUACUACGGCAAAGAAGAUAUACGGAUAGAGCAGAUUGAUGAAGCUCCGUGUGGAGAAGGCCAGGUUCGCAUAGCCCCAGCAUUCGUCGGCAUCUGUGGGACAGAUCUUCACGAGUAUCUCGGAGGCCCAACCUUUGCGCCCACUUCUCCCCAUCCUGUCACGGGUGAUACUAUCCCCAUUACAUUCGGCCACGAGUUCUCCGGCGUGGUAAAAGAAAUCGGGAAAGGCGUGAAGGGGUUUCAAGUAGGACAAAAUGUGGCUGUACAACCCACAAUAUACUGUCGGACCUGCCAGGCAUGCACGCGAGGUGUCGAAAAUGCUUGUUACAGGGGGGGCUUCAUUGGCCUCAGUGGCGGAGGAGGUGGACUCAGUGAUUCCGUGGUCGUUCCAGUGGAUACAUUGUUUCCCCUGCCAUCGAAUGUUUCUCUCGAUAUUGGCGCCCUCGUCGAACCGCUGUCAGUAGCGUGGCAUGCCAUCUCUGCAGCCCCAAUCACCCCGGACUCCACCGUACUGGUACUCGGGGGAGGGCCGAUAGGAUUGGCCGUCGUGCAGUGUCUGUCCGCUUUGAAGACGAAGAAAAUCAUCGUGAGUGAGGUGUCGUCGUCCCGGCAGGCCUUCGCCGGCCAGUUCGGAGCUCACCACGUUCUCAACCCGAAGACAUACGACCUCGUCGCCAUGAGUAAGGAGUUGAGUGGAGCCGACGGUCCAGACGUCGUUUUUGACUGUGCUGGGGUUCCAGCGAGCAUUGCAACAGCUACUCAGGCGGUGAGGGUCCGUGGAACAAUCGUCAACGUGGCCAUCUGGGAGAAGGCGAUUCCAUUCCAGCCAAAUAAUCUUGUUUUUCGUGAAGCUAUUUACAAGGCUGUCUUGGGCUACCAGAGGAAGGAUUUCCAGGCUGUCAUUGAUCAUAUUGCGAAUGGGACGCUGAAGCCAGAACGCAUGAUCACUAGCAAGAUCAAGCUUGAAGACCUAGUGGAGAAGGGCUUCUUACCUCUGAUAAAUAACAAGGAGAAGCAUGUCAAAAUUUUGGUAGACCUCAGCGCAAAAUAGCCAUCUUCAGAUAUUUGGGAUAUGCACUUAACCCAGAGGAUAGGUAGUCUAGGUGAGAGACUAUAUUGAAGUACUCUUCCCAUUGCAUACAGCUCGCCUACUGUCGCAAAAUUCAUCCUCUUUAUCGUCUUGC